GCCCCGCCCCUCCGUCCCACGGGCUACGGCCAGCGCGCCCCCGGCCCAACUGCGGCGCGUGACGCGGGGCGCGCGGCUCCGGCGGCCACCGUGGGCGGGCGCAGACUGCCGGGACGACCGGGAGCGGGCGGCAUGGCGGCGGCGGGGACCGCGGCGGGUCCGGCGGGGCCUGAGCCCAUGCCUAGCUACGCGCAGCUGGUGCAGCGCGGCUGGGGCAGUGCGCUGGCGGCUGCGCGGGGCUGCGCGGACUGCGGCUGGGGGCUGGCGCGCCGCGGCCUGGCCGAGCACGCGCACCUGGCGCCUCCCGAGCUGCUGCUGCUGGCGCUCUGCGCACUCGGCUGGACCGCGCUGCGCUCGGCGGCCACUUCGCGCCUCUUUCGGCCCCUAGCCAAGCGGUGCCGCCUCCAGCCUAGAGAUGCCGCCAAGAUGCCUGAGAGCGCCUGGAAGUUUCUCUUCUACCUGGGCGCCUGGAGCUACAGCACCUACCUGCUCUUCGGCACUGACUACCCCUUCUUUCACGACCCACCCUCCGUCUUCUAUGACUGGAAGACGGGCAUGGCGGUACCACGGGACAUCGCAGUUGCCUACCUACUACAGGGAAGCUUCUACGGCCAUUCCAUCUACGCCACGCUGUACCUGGAUGCCUGGCGCAAGGACUCAGUGGUCAUGCUCAUCCACCAUGUGGUCACCUUGGUCCUCAUCAUCUCGUCCUAUGCCUUCCGGUACCACAAGGUGGGCAUCCUUGUGCUCUUCCUGCAUGACAUCAGUGACGUACAGCUGGAGUUCACCAAGCUCAAUGUCUACUUCAAGUCCCGCGGGGGAUCCCACCACCGGCUUCACGCCCUGGCUGCAGACCUGGGCUGUCUCAGCUUCAGCCUCAGCUGGUUCUGGUUCCGCCUCUACUGGUUCCCGCUCAAGGUCCUGUAUGCCACGAGCUACUGCAGCCUGCGGUCGGUGCCUGACAUCCCCUUCUACUUCUUCUUCAACGCACUCCUGCUGUUGCUCACGCUCAUGAACCUCUAUUGGUUCCUGUACAUCGUGGCUUUUGCUGCCAAGGUGCUGACGGGCCAGGUGCGCGAGCUGAAGGACGUGCGGGAAUAUGACACAGCAGAGGCCCUGAGCCCGAAGCCCAGCAAAGCUGAGGCUGCCGUAACAAAGUACCACAAACUAGGGGGCUUAAAACAACAGAGGUUUAUUCUCUCACAGUUCUAGAGACCAGAAGUCUGAAAUGAAGGUGUCAGCAGAGCCACUCUUGCUCUGAAGGUCUUCCUUGCCUCUUCCAGUUUCUGGGGGUUCCAGAUGUUUUUUGGCUUGUGGCUGCAUCACUCCAAUCUCCAUUUCCUGUCUUCAAAUGGUCUCUCUGGCUCUUAUAAGGGCAUUUGUCAUUGGAUUUAGACCACUAUGAUCUCAUCCCAAAUUCCUUCACUUAAUUACAUCUACAAAGACUCUUUUUCCAAAUAGAGUCACAGUCACAGUUCUAGAGAUUAGGAUGUGGACAUAUCCUUUUAGGGACCACCAUUCAACCUAUUAUAGACGUUAAGUCUCCAACGAUUAGAUACAGCUGAAAAGAGAAUCAGUGAAUUGAAAGCUGCGGAGAAAUUACCUAGGAUGCAGCCUAAACAAAUGGAAAAUAUGACAGCUAGAAUAGUAAGAAUUAUGUGGCUGAGUCCUAAUAGGAGAUAGAUAGACAGGGAGAGACAACAUGAGAAGACAUAAUGCUGAGAAUUUUUCCAGAAAGUGACAAGACAUAAAUCAUAAGCAGGAUGAAUACAAAGGCAUCCGGGCCCCAGACACAUCAUAGUGAAAUGUGAAACAGCUACAGAAAAGAAGAGAUGACCUACGAAACAGUGACAGACUAACAGCAACGAGGGAAGCUGGAAGACUGGAGUCAGAUAUCACCUCAAAUGCUGAAAGGAAGUAACAAGAAACUGUGACUCUUAUACACAAGUUUAAAAACAGUUACACAAGAGAAAGGAAACCUGUUGGCUUGCAUGAGAUCCUGGGUUUGGUCCCCAGCAUCCCCACCAAAAAAAAAAAAAAAAAAGGAUAUCCGC
This is a messenger RNA of Lagenorhynchus albirostris (white-beaked dolphin), 2054 nucleotides long. RefSeq names its product ceramide synthase 1 (gene CERS1). The transcript is spliced from 7 exons. The record is from RefSeq and is a predicted model, not a curated record. NCBI's taxonomy places the organism in Eukaryota, Metazoa, Chordata, Mammalia, Artiodactyla, Delphinidae. Gene Ontology annotation, molecular function: sphingosine N-acyltransferase activity. Gene Ontology annotation, cellular component: membrane. Gene Ontology annotation, biological process: ceramide biosynthetic process. The coding region runs from base 133 to 1212 and encodes 359 amino acids.